Rotaria sp. Silwood2 is the source of this 1017-nucleotide messenger RNA. The record is from the annotation of a GenBank genome assembly. NCBI's taxonomy places the organism in Eukaryota, Metazoa, Rotifera, Eurotatoria, Philodinida, Philodinidae.
AUGUCGAAUAAUUCAUACAAUCUUAAUGUUGACCAUAGUUUUGAUUAUAUUCUUCUUGUUCGUCUUGUUGUUUGGGGAUAUGUUGGCAUGGCAUUAAGCUUAUUUGGUAUUGUCGGAAAUCUGAUAACGAUACUUGUACUUAUGUCGUCAUCAUUGCGCACAAUAUCAACAAAUAUUUAUUUAAUUGCAUUAUCAUGUUCAAAUAUUCUUUUUCUUCUUAUAUUUCUCCCGUCCUAUUCAAUAAGAUAUUUAUUAGGCUAUAAUGCAUAUAUAGCAAAUCAAUCUCCAUCGGCAUUUGAAAUUCUUCUUACACGUUUACCAAUUACUCCUGUGUAUAAUACAAUAAUUUUAUCAAUUAUAUAUUUAACAAUAGGUUUGUCAAUCGAUCGUCUCAUAUUAAUCAAAUUUCCAUUAAAAGCAAAAUGCAUAUUAACAAAACGUGUCACUUUAAUGACGAUACUAUUGAUUUACAUCUUUUCUAUUAUUUAUUGUAUACCGUAUUGGUUAGAGCAACGUUAUGUACCAGAAAUACAACAAUGUCGUCUUACAAAUAUAGGUAAAAAAAUUCAUAAAUAUACAAGAAUAUAUAUGUAUAUACCAAUUGUUCAUGUCAUACCAUUUGUUACAUUAACAUGUAGCAAUAUAACAAUAAUACAAUAUUUAAUUGCAACAAAACGCCGAAAACAAAGCUUAUGUGGAAAAAAAAACAAGAAAAUAGAUAAUGAUUAUCAUAUAACAUUAAUGGUUGUAGUAAUGACAAUUGUGCUUGUUUUAUGUCAAUCACCGUUACUUAUAUUAAACGCCUGGCAUACUAUUGAUCCACAUGGCUCAUAUAAAAGUUUAAGAUUUCAUACAUUAAAUUCAUUUGGAAUUUUAUUAAUUGUAUUUCAUAUAUCAACAAACUUUUUAAUUUGUUUGGUUUUUAGUAAAAAAUUUCGAUCAACAUUAAUUCAAUUUUUUUUAAAUAUUCUUUCAAAAGAUCAACAAAAUUUCGAUACACAUACACAAACUUUAUAA